AUGCGGCCAGAGACCAAUCUGGAAUUUCUAUGCUCACCCACUCUUGCUUACACUGCAUCUUUUUCAUUGUCUGUAUUUGUCUAUAUUGUCUGCUCGGUAUCCUCUGUAUCCAGUGUAUGUGCCUACCCUCAUCCUGUGCUCCCUGUCUCACUCUCAUCACUUGCCUCCUUCAACUGCUCUACGUCGGCUCUGUGCUGUACGAGUAAUCAUAAAACAAAGACACCACCCUGACACCUUGAGGGGUAGCCUGCAGGGAAAGACCGCAUUGAGAGACCGCAUUGGUCUAUUUGUCACACCGAAGGGAGUCUGCGUCGGCGGCUUUGUUGUUUUACCAACACCGAUAGACAAGUAUAUAAAUUCUUCUAUUACGCUUCGAAGACGAGAUAUCAGAACUCGCCACCGCCGUCAAAAGUAUAGACGCGCGCCCACGUCCGUCACGUCCGUCACGUCCGCCACAUCCGCCGCCUCCCAAACCCACUCUCAGCAUUCGUUGGAAUCGUGGAAAAUACGCUCGGCACGGCUUGAUACGCGUUUCGAGUUCGCAGCUGAAGCAUUGCGCUUGAGGGGAGUGUAGGCGGCACGAUGCGGACCCCACUGGACAAUGAUGUCCGGGGAUGGAUUAUGACCAUUGCCAGCGGCAUAGCCUGCGUUGUCGGCUCAAGUAUCAUCUGCAUUGACCUUCUUCUGCGCCGCGUACCAAGAUGGAAGGACUUCAGCAUACAUGACAGCAGUCUCUUUCUGGCAUGCUCGAUGAGUCUGAGCUUUGGCGUCAUGAUCUUCUCCGCGCUAUACAGCAUGCUGCCAUCAUCAAGGAAGUACUUGGAAAAAGCCGAGAUGUCACCUGCAAAGGCGUCCUGGCUGCUUCUGGCGUUCUUCAUCCUCGGAUUCAUCGGCAUCCAAAUCGUCUCCCGCUUCCUCCACCACUACAUCCCCUCCCAAGUCGUCGACUGCGACCACCACCACGACGACACCGCAAAACCGCGGGCUGGCCAUCGUCAGCCCGCGCGAAAACACGCACACCCCCACCCCCACGUCCGUCAUUCCCGCAGUCGUCAGCACUCCCACGGUCCACCACGAUCCCCGACACUUGGCGUGGCCAAGGGCACUGAAUCGACUCCCCUCCUAAGCGGCGCCUCCGUCCGCGCCAGACCGGGUCACGCCUUCUCUACCAAUGGCGGCCCCUCUCUCGCGCCCUCCCAACCCACCUCCAACCAACAAACGCCCACCGAGUCCUCGCGGCGCUCGUCCAUGGUGCAGGUCCAGAACCGCGUCAUGUCGUUCGUGCGCGAUGACAAGGCUAAUUGCGAUGAAUUGGGGCCUUGCUUCGGGUACUCCGAACCGUGUGGGCAAGAAUGCUUUAAGCAAUUCCUCGAUAUGCGGAGCCAGUCGCACUCUCGUCCCCCGACGCUGCGGCGCGUGCGUUCUCUCCGCCGACACGAAGGGGAGGACAUCGAGUCUCAAACAACCGAAGAACGCCACGUCUCCAGCGGUUCCGUGCACGGCCACAACCACGGCCUCGACGGCGCGUGCCUUACCGACUCCGACGACGACGACGAAGCCGAGCAAGAAGCAGCACAUCACCACCACGUGCCUGAAAACGCAUUCCUGAAUAUCGGUCUCCAAACCAGUAUCGCGAUAGCCCUGCACAAGCUCCCCGAGGGCUUCAUCACAUACGCCACGAACCACGCUUCCCCCGCCCUGGGCUUCUCUGUCUUCAUGGCGCUAUUCACACAUAACAUCACCGAAGGUUUCGCCAUGGCACUCCCCCUCUACCUCGCGCUCGGCUCGCGCGCGAAGGCUAUGUGUUGGAGUUCCAUCCUCGGCGGCGUGAGUCAGCCCUUGGGUGCGGGGAUUGCGGCGUUGUGGUUUAAACUCGCCAGGCACGAGGACCGCGGUCAAGGAGGGGUAGGAGGGCCCGGGUUUGCGGUGUAUGGAUGCAUGUUUGCGGUUACGGCGGGGAUUAUGACGAGUGUUGCUCUGCAGCUUUUUGUGGAGGGGUUGGGGAUGUGUCAUAGGAAGGAGCUGUGUAUUGGGUGUGCGUUUUUGGGGAUGAGUGUGCUGGCGAUGAGUAAUGCUUUGACGGCGCAGUAGGGGCGCUUUGGGG
Pseudogymnoascus destructans is the source of this 2104-nucleotide messenger RNA. RefSeq lists its product as uncharacterized. Gene Ontology annotation, biological process: zinc ion transmembrane transport. The transcript has 3 exons. Bases 583 to 2091 code for a protein of 502 amino acids. The record is from RefSeq and is a predicted model, not a curated record. Gene Ontology annotation, cellular component: membrane. Lineage: Eukaryota; Fungi; Ascomycota; Leotiomycetes; Thelebolales; Thelebolaceae. Gene Ontology annotation, molecular function: zinc ion transmembrane transporter activity.